Molecule: messenger RNA, 1314 nt
Organism: Talaromyces stipitatus ATCC 10500
Lineage: Eukaryota; Fungi; Ascomycota; Eurotiomycetes; Eurotiales; Trichocomaceae
Product: cytochrome P450, putative
Exons: 7
Coding region: 1-1314 (437 amino acids)
Molecular function (GO): iron ion binding; monooxygenase activity; heme binding
Source: RefSeq, a predicted model, not a curated record
AUGUAUGGAAAUGUCGUGACUCGCGUGGCCACCUUGUCCUUGAAGAAUGGCACCAGCAGUAUGGAACAUUUGUGCGUACAGUGGUUUUACUACUCUAUUUCCUGUACUGAAGUUACGUAUUCAGGUCCUGAGGAGAUAACAAUCUUCCAUCCUGCUGCUCACGAGGCGAUGGAUGGGCCCGGUAACAACAACGUGCGGUUAGACUGGUACGAUCUACUCUACCCUCAUAUCUCCUCUAUAUUUACUCGAGAUCGCGAUCUGCAUAAUGCGCGCCGGAAAAUGUGGGAGCAUGCUUUGAGUAGAACAGCUCUCUUGGGGUACUAUCAGCGUAUUCUGCGGAAGGUGAAGACUCCUGAAAGCCUGGUGGCCGACCAAUAUUAUCGCCCAAUUAACAUCAAUGAGCUUAUGUAUUGGUUUGCAUUCGAUUCCAUGGGUGAUUUCGCUUUUAGCGAGGACAUUGGUAUGAUGAGAAACAAAGCAUGGCAAAAAAAUAUUUUCGUCCCAGCGAUCUGGAUCGCGCGACUAGGGUUUGCAUUCAUCCCCGGGCUGUGGAGAGUCCGAGAUUGGUUCCAAAUGCUUGCGUUCUGUGACCAAUGUAUGGAGCAGCGUAUGAAAAAGGAGGUUGAAAAUAGAGAUAUAGCAUCGUGGUUUAUUGACGAUUAUGUGCUUUGCGAAAAAACAAACCCGAAUCAACAUCGAUGGCUUAGUGGUGAUACUGCCACGCUCGUUAUCGCUGGAAGUGAUACGACUGCACCAAGCCUUAGCGUGGUAUUCUACUUUCUCGCGCUCUAUCCAGACCAUGCCGAGAAGGUCUACGCGGAGUUGUUGACCGUCAAUCGCACAGAUCAAAACGCCUUAGCGAGAUUACCCCAUCUUAACGGCACUAUCAACGAAUCAAUGCGUCUCUUACUGGCCGUGCUAACGUUUGGAUAUCGAGUCACGCCUCCAGAAGGCCUCACUAUUGAAGGGACUUUCAUCCCAGGUAGCACUAAAAUCUGUACGCCACGAUAUUCGAUUGGAAGACUUGAGUGUGCCUAUGAGCAACCAAAUGACUUUAUUCCUGAGAGAUGGUAUAGGCGGUGUGAACUUAUCAAGGAUAAGCGUGCAUUUGCACCUUUCGGAGUUGGUCGCACUGCCUGUGUUGGUAAGCACCUUGCCAUGGUACAAAUCCCCUCGGUUGUUACCAGUUUAGUCUCUCAGUAUCGCAUCGAAUUUGCCCCCGGCGAGAACAAUGGUGAAGCAGUUGAGAGAGAUAUGAAGGAUCAGCUUACUGCCCGACCAGGAAAAUUCCAUUUGCUAUUUAUGCCACGAUGA